Zonotrichia leucophrys gambelii is the source of this 2991-nucleotide messenger RNA. RefSeq names its product myocyte enhancer factor 2C (gene MEF2C). Bases 1503 to 2924 code for a protein of 473 amino acids. Gene Ontology annotation, molecular function: DNA-binding transcription factor activity, RNA polymerase II-specific; RNA polymerase II cis-regulatory region sequence-specific DNA binding; histone deacetylase binding. Gene Ontology annotation, biological process: cell differentiation; positive regulation of transcription by RNA polymerase II; heart development. Lineage: Eukaryota; Metazoa; Chordata; Aves; Passeriformes; Passerellidae. The record is from RefSeq and is a predicted model, not a curated record. The transcript is spliced from 12 exons.
GACCGAGGUGAAGGCGCUCCGAAGGUACCGCCUCGGGGGUGGCGGGGAUGCGACACGCAGGGGCGUUCCGAACCUUGGGCUCCGCAGGUCCCCGGGCGCGGUGAGCUUGGUUACUCCCCACAGCCGGGACCUGAGUGGCCGCGCUGACCGGCCCCAGAUGCGCUGCCGCGGGCGAUGCGCGCCUCCCAGGUUCGCAGCCCUCCUGCCUUCCCUCCGCACGCUGUGCUACCCCGCCAGGAGGGGGAAAACACUCAGCGGCUCGCCGCCUUGUCUUCGCUUUGUGUAAUAAAGGAUGUCAUUAGGUUUGCGUGUGGCAUAUGCCAUUACCCCCACCGUAAAACUAAAAUUAGCAAAAUGUCAGGAAUGGAAAGAUUGAUUCACCCAAGAUGCAAUUAUCAUUUUAAAAGUGCUUGAUUGAGGUGCUGAUGCUCAGUGAUUUAUUCUGCAUACCAUAUACAUAAUUAAAGUAGUGUAGUGGAGCAAUUUAUCAAUCUAGUUUAGACUAGAGGGGCAAGGAACUGCUGUCGCUGCUGCUGCUGCUCUAUGUUUGUUUUAUUAAAACGCUUUCGAGAUCUGAUCCCGCCCCCUUUUUGUGAGACUGAAACUGAUUAUUUCUUCAGCUUGGGAGGAGAGAGUCAUUCGUUUGGGAUUGUGGGAGAGGUAGAGUAAUAGAUUCACGAUAAAAAGAAGAAAAAGGAGGAAGAGAGAGAAGUAGAAAAGGACAACUCAUCAGGAGUACGGUUUGAAUCCCUUUCUCGCCUCCCCCUUCCCCUCCGCGAUGUUACAGAGACUGUGAGCUAUUCGCCUUUUCCCAUUCGCCUGCUGCCACUUCCUUCCUGGACGAUCUCAGGACGAGUCCGGUUACUUUUAAUCCGACCAGCAGCUCAGGCACUUUCUCCUCCUCCACGCAGCACACACGCGCACACACGCGCACCACACACACGCACACGCACACACCCCAGGCAUCUUCUGGCUGCUUAUUGGAUUGACUUUGAAGGUUGUGUGUGUGAUUCAAGGCGGCUGCAUGUUGAACCAGGAGGUGAAUAUUUAAGACUGGAAGAAGUAAAGGGAUUUUUUCUUUUUCCUAUGAAAGGAAAAUAUCUGAAGGACUAGUCUGAUCAGCCAAACAGCUAACUGUUUACAAUACUCAUUAGAAACAAAGGUACCAUUUGAAUAGAACAUUUCAAAAGAAGAUCUUCUUAUCUUCUCUUCUGGACCACCCUGGGAAGAAUGUAUAAAGAUGUACCACUCCUUUGAUCAAGAGCAUUAUAAACAGACUUAAGCAGUUUUCUAAGUCCCUCUUGGGUGUACGUGUGUGCUUGCCAUUCACACAUCCCGAAAUGAGAUGGAAUGUGAAGCAGGAACGGAUGCAGAGGACUGUGAACUGAGUGGUGCAAGUGCUGAAGAAGGAGGUUUGUUUUGAGGAAACAGGAAAGAGGAAUAAAAGAGAAGGGAAAAAUACGUAAUUGUAAGGAAGAAGGAGAGAAAAAAAAACGGGGACUAUGGGGAGAAAAAAGAUUCAGAUUACAAGGAUUAUGGAUGAACGUAACAGACAGGUGACUUUUACAAAGAGGAAAUUUGGGUUAAUGAAGAAGGCUUAUGAGCUUAGUGUUCUAUGUGACUGCGAGAUUGCUCUAAUCAUCUUCAACAGCACCAACAAACUGUUCCAGUAUGCCAGCACUGAUAUGGACAAAGUGUUGCUGAAAUAUACGGAGUAUAAUGAGCCACAUGAGAGCCGAACAAAUUCAGAUAUUGUUGAGACAUUAAGAAAGAAAGGACUUAAUGGCUGUGACAGUCCAGACCCUGAUGCAGAUGAUUCAGUAGGUCACAGCCCUGAGUCCGAGGACAAGUACAGAAAACUUAAUGAAGAUAUUGAUCUAAUGAUCAGCAGGCAAAGAUUAUGUGCUGUUCCACCACCAAACUUUGAGAUGCCAGUUUCUAUCCCAGUGUCCAGCCACAACAGUUUGGUAUACAGUAACCCAGUCAGCUCACUGGGAAACCCCAACCUGUUACCACUGGCUCAUCCUUCUUUGCAAAGGAAUAGCAUGUCUCCUGGUGUGACACAUCGGCCUCCAAGUGCAGGUAACACAGGUGGCCUGAUGGGUGGGGACCUUGCAACCGGUGCAGGCACCAGUGCAGGAAAUGGAUAUGGAAACCCCCGCAACUCACCAGGUCUGCUGGUCUCACCUGGCAACUUGAACAAGAAUAUGCAAGCAAAAUCUCCACCUCCAAUGAAUUUGGGAAUGAACAACCGUAAACCAGACCUCCGUGUGCUUAUUCCACCAGGCAGCAAGAGUAACAUGCCAUCAGUGUCUGAGGAUGUUGAUCUGCUUCUGAAUCAAAGGAUAAAUAACUCCCAGUCUGCUCAGUCAUUGGCUACUCCAGUGGUUUCCGUAGCAACUCCUACUCUACCAGGGCAAGGGAUGGGAGGAUACCCGUCAGCCAUCUCAACAACAUAUGGCACUGAAUAUUCUCUGAGUAGUGCAGAUAUAUCAUCUCUCUCUGGUUUUAAUACAGCCAGUGCUCUUCAUCUCGGUUCUGUGACUGGCUGGCAACAGCAACACCUACAUAACAUGCCACCAUCUGCCCUCAGUCAAUUGGGAGCUUGCACUAGCACUCAUUUAUCUCAGAGUACAAAUCUCUCCCUGCCUUCUACUCAAAGCCUCAACAUCAAGUCAGAACCUGUUUCUCCUCCUAGAGAUCGUACCACCACACCAUCGAGAUACCAACAGCACACACGCCAUGAGGCGGGGAGAUCUCCUGUUGACAGUUUGAGCAGCUGUAGCAGUUCCUACGAUGGAAGUGACCGAGAAGAUCACCGGAAUGAAUUCCACUCCCCCAUUGGACUCACCAGACCUUCGCCGGACGAAAGGGAAAGCCCCUCUGUCAAGCGCAUGCGGCUCUCUGAAGGAUGGGCAACAUGAUAACAUUAUGAUCUAUUAGUUGGGUUUUUUUUUUUCUUGCAGUGUGUGUGUGCUAUACCUUAAUGGG